This is a messenger RNA of Rhinocladiella mackenziei CBS 650.93, 1728 nucleotides long. RefSeq lists its product as uncharacterized. The record is from RefSeq and is a predicted model, not a curated record. The coding region runs from base 1 to 1728 and encodes 575 amino acids. NCBI's taxonomy places the organism in Eukaryota, Fungi, Ascomycota, Eurotiomycetes, Chaetothyriales, Herpotrichiellaceae. The transcript has 2 exons.
AUGUCAAAGGGACGCGGUGCUGCGACGAUGGGAACCUUUCAACCUGUCCCGCCUGGAGCAAUGACCGGCUCGGGCAUGGGUGGGAAGCCUCCGAAUGAUCCCAACGAUCCACGCAACCCUUGGAAUCCGCCCAACGAGCACUAUGUGCCCACGACCACUCUUCACCAGAAGUUGCUGGAGAAGAUGAAAGAAUUGACCCAGUCGAAGCCUGGCAAGCCAUGUUCGACAACUCGUUGGUCACACACUCCUCAGCAGAGUGAUCCUCCCCUCUCGGCCAAACAAUGGCGUAGAUUGUAUCGAGAGACACCAACCUCGUAUCGUGACCGUCAAGUCCGAUCUCUCCUCAGCCGUCCAAUUGCUCGCGAACUCGAGUAUUGGGGUGAUCGAAACUUCAAAAACAAUCACAAUCAUCUCGGGGGCGCGAUGGGAUACACCACUGGCUACAUCGAGGACAAGCCGUGUGACCAUUGUCGCGAUUCGGCCAACAUGACUUCGCAGAAGGAACCGGUGUUUCCCGAGUGUGUUUCUGCCCUUCGAUAUCCUGAUCGAGAUGAGCCGAAUCCUGAAUUCUUGCUUCGAGGUGGUUGUGCCACUUGUUACUUGAAGGGCACAACAUGCAGUCUUUCAGCUGGUCGUCGAGGGUAUGAUGAGCCGAUCUCGUCACCCAAUCCUAAUGUCCAGCCUGCUUCGGCUCCCACACCACAGCGUCGCUCGCAGAGAAAGCGUGUCAUGUCGCCGGCUGUGUCGCCCGAUGAUGAUGCUCGAGGUGCCAUCCAGAUUCGUCGAACCGUCCAGGGUGAAGACACCUCUGCCUUGUUCACACCUGACCGUCAAGGUCAAACAUCAGGUCCUGGCGUGUUGGCUUUUGCCGGUGAUGUGGAGGGGGAGCGGCUCGAAUUUCGUGCCCCAGCCUUUCGAACCAACGAUGAGCGCACCCAAUUCUAUGCGCGUGUGGUUGCGGAGGCUGCUCGAGCGCUCAAUGAUCCUGACUACACGCCCGGCCAGAUCCAGUACCGUCGAAUCAGUCCACCUCGAUCGCGUUCCGCAGCGGCUCCUCACGCUUCGCGUGUCAGGCACGAAGUUCCACCAUCGACUCCUUCGCGUGCACCCCAAUCUGUCUCCGACCCUCGUGGGGUCUUUCGCCAAGGUGCCGCUCGUCCACAGCAGGCGAUCCGAGCGCAAGAGCUUGCUCUGCAGGCUGGGUAUACCGUCUGGCAUGAUCCUAACUACGAGCCGACUCCUGCGACGCCCACGGCGUAUCCGUACGAUGUGCCACCGCCUCGAAGCCAGUCCGGCCGUGUUCCACCGGCGGCGCAGAUGCCUCGGUCGGUUUCGAAUGUCAGCAUGAAGGGCGUCGAGCACGAGGGUAGUCCCGGGGGCUCGAGCACUGGCCUACCUCCCUCGGUGUCAGGGAAUCGACAUCGGUCUUUGGUUCGUCGUUCCGCGUCUCGAGAGUCCAGCGCAGGGCUUCCACCGCAGCUCGGAGGAUUCGGGCAAACCAGUCGACGUGGUUCGCAGGGUGGACGUGGCGCGUUGCAGUCUAUCGAGGAUGAAUUCGCAGAUGAUGGACUCGACCUCGGCAUAGACGUUGGUGACGAUGUUGCGAGGGAAGAUGAUGAGGACGAGAACUUGCAAUCCUCACAGCACACUCAGCAUUCUUCGAGGUCUCGUCGGUCGGCGCCUUCGCGUAAAUCGGGCGCGUCGAAGCGGUCGAAAGGUGGUCGUUAA